Messenger RNA from Oncorhynchus tshawytscha (Chinook salmon), 2691 nucleotides. Its product is annotated as RNA polymerase-associated protein LEO1-like. Gene Ontology annotation, biological process: positive regulation of transcription elongation by RNA polymerase II; transcription elongation by RNA polymerase II. The coding region runs from base 84 to 2564 and encodes 826 amino acids. The transcript has 15 exons. Gene Ontology annotation, molecular function: RNA polymerase II C-terminal domain phosphoserine binding. The record is from RefSeq and is a predicted model, not a curated record. Lineage: Eukaryota; Metazoa; Chordata; Actinopteri; Salmoniformes; Salmonidae. Gene Ontology annotation, cellular component: nucleus; Cdc73/Paf1 complex.
AUAUUCAACGCAGUUAAUCGUGUCGUGCGGAACUGGGAAAACGCUCCUCUGUCACUUCCGGUUCGUCCUCAUCGUAAAAAGAAAUGGCGGACAUGGACGAACUGUUCGGGAGUGAUGGGGACAGUGACAACGAACAAAGAGUGGUCUCAGCAGUGGCGUCUGGCUCUGGUUCAGGUUCUGAAUCUGAGCCGGAGAUGCCCCGGUCCCGUUCCCAUAGUAACGCCUCCGGCAGCGAUGAUGAUGGACAAGAUGGGGGAAAGCCCAACACCAAGGAGCUGUUUGGGGAUGACAGUGAAGAGGAACGCCAGAGCCGACACAGCGACAACCAAUCAAACCUGUCGGAACGCUCAGGAAACCAGUCAGACGCCAGCAUGCACUCGGAGCCCGAGGACAAUGACCAGUCAGACGCGGAGCAGCACAGUGGGUCGGAGAGAGGGCACCGGGAGGAAGAGGAGGAAGAUGGAGAUGGAAGGUCAGAGGCAGGCAGUCCAGUAUCGGGGGUGGGAAGCCCCAGGUCUGGGAGGGGCAGUGCUCGCUCUGAGAAGAGUAUCCAUAGCGACCCCGGCACCCCCCACUCAGCUCCCGGCACCCCCACUCGGCUCCCGGCACCCCCCCUCGGCUCCCGGCACCCCCACUCGGCUCCCGCACCCCCACUCGGCUCCCGGCACCCCCACUCGGCUCCCGGCACCCCCACUCCGCGCCCGGCACCCCUCACUCCGCGCCCGGCACCCCCACUCCGCGCCCGGCACCCCCUGUCAGACCCCGGCACCCCCUGUCAGACCCCGGCACCCCCUGUCAGACCCCGGCACCCCCACUCAGGGCCCGGCACCCCCCACUCAGGGCCUGGAACUCCCCACUCAGAUGGGGAGGGGUCAGGCAAGGAGAACCAAUCAGAUGAUGAAAAGUGGGGAGGAGGGGCUAAGAGUGACCAAUCAGAGGAUGAGGAAGAGGAGAAGAAGCAGCACCAAUCGGAUGAAGAGCGAGAGAAUUCUGAUGAGGACGGGGCGGGGCACAGGAGCAGGAAGAAGUCAGAGUCUGCGAAGGGCAGUGACAGCGAGGAUGACUUCGUCGGACGGAAGAACAAGAAAAUGGCGUCUGCCUCGGACUCUGACAGCGAUGUUGGCGCCAAGAAGGAGAUGGCGGCGGCGUCUGGCUCAGACUCUGACAGCGAUGUUGGAGCCAAGAAGAAGAUGGCUGUGUCUGGCUCAGACUCUGACAGCGACGUUGGAGCCAAGAAGAAGAUGGCUGUGUCUGGCUCAGACUCUGACAGCGACGUUGGAGCCAAGAAGAAGAUGGCUGUGUCUGGCUCAGACUCUGACAGCGAUGUUGGAGCCAAGAAGAAGGGUAAAGGUAAGAAGCCAGCAGCAGACGACCUGUUUGGAGAGGCAGACGACAUCUCAUCAGACAGUGAUGCUGAGAAACCUCCCACUCCAGGACAACCCCUGGACCAAGAGGAUGGUAUGGAAGGGGAGCAGGCUGAGGAGGAGCCCGUCCCAGAGACUCGUAUCGAGGUGGAGAUUCCUAAAGUCAGCACUGAUCUAGGAUCAGACCUCUACUUCGUCAAACUACCCAACUUCCUCUCUGUUGAGCCCAGACCCUUUGACUCCCAGUACUAUGAAGAUGAGUUUGAGGAUGAGGAGAUGUUGGAUGAAGAGGGACGGACCAGGCUCAAACUGAAGUAUUGUGCUCUGUGUGAUGUAACAGUGCUCUGUGUGAUGUACAGUGCUGUGUUCAGGUUGAGUACUAUCCGGUGGAGAGCCAAGAAAGACGAGGAGGGGAACAGUGCAGAAUGGGGAAAUGUGUGUUUACAUGUGUAUGUAUCUGUGGAUGUGUUCUGUCUCCACAGCAUGUCUCUCCACCUGGGUAACGAUGUGUUCUGUCUCCACAGCAUGUCUCUCCACCUGGGUAACGAUGUGUUCUGUCUCCACAGCAUGUCUCUCCACCUGGGUAACGAGGUGUUCUGUCUCCACAGCAUGUCUCUCCACCUGGGUAACGAGGUGUUUGAUGUGUAUAAAGCUCCUCUCCAAGGAGACCACAACCACCUGUUCAUCAGACAAGGAACUGGACUACAGGGACAGGCUGUGUUCAAGACCAAACUCACCUUCAGACCCCACUCCACAGACAGUGCCACCCACAGGAAGAUGACCCUCUCUCUGGCUGACCGCUGCUCUAAGACCCAGAAGAUCAGAAUACUGCCCAUGGCUGGACGAGACCCCGAGUCUCAACGCAACGAGAUGAUCAAGAAAGAGGAGGAGCGUCUGCGUGCGUCUAUCCGUCGUGAGGGACAACAGCGGCGGAUGAGAGAGAAGCAGCACCAACGAGGGCUGAGCGCCGGUUACCUGGAGCCCGAUCGCUAUGACGACGAUGAGGAGGGCGACGAGUCGGUCAGCCUGGCUGCCAUCAAGAGCAAAUACAAGGGAGGAGGAGGAGGAGGGCUGAGGGAGGAGCGUGCUCGGAUCUACUCGUCUGACAGUGAUGAGGGUUCUGAUGAUGAUAAAGCCCAGAGACUGCUCAAGGCCAAGAAACUAGACUCUGACGAGGUGAGACACACACACAGGUGUUAGUACAGAGGAGAGAUGACAGAGGUGACAGAUGGUGCAGUCCUAUGAUCUACCAGCAGGAGACAUUGUGAAUCACUACAUAUAGGAAUCUAGUUCAGCUAAAAAGCACUUUGAGGCAGAUCUGAAGUGA